GAGAAAGUCCCUGAGAACUAACCCCCUUUACCCCGGAGGGGGAGAGAGAAAGUCCCUGAGAACUAACCCCCUUUACCCCGGAGGGGGAGAGAGAAAGUCCCUGAGAACUAACCCCCUUUACCCCGGAGGGGGAGAGAGAAAGUCCCUGAGAACUAACCCCCUUUUAACUGUUCAAUGCCUUUUCUUUUAGCACUGUUUUUACUCACCCCUUUUAUGGCUUUUAAAAUCACCACGAUAAAUGUGAGGAGUGUAAGAACAGCAACAAGAGCACAGUCGGUUUUAUCCUUUUUAGAAAGGUUUAACUCUGAUGUGUUUUUACUACAGGAGUGUGGUCUACACUUUUUAUCCUCUUACAGGAAAUGGGAGGAUAAGUGGCAGCACGGGCCCUCCAUUUGGAGUGGCUCCAAUUUUAACAAGAACGAUGGUGUUGCCAUUUUAAUCAAGACCCCACAGGUGGUGGUGAAGGGGAGCACGGUGGUGGAUCGGGAACCAGUAUGUCCAGUGCGCGGGCUCGCUAUAGGUGAGCCCACAAUGGUUUGGCACAUCGUGGCCCAUCCUGCUCUCCUGAAUCUGCAUCGUGACCUGUCCUGGAUGGUCGCCCACGAGAUCCUCCCGGUCAGGGCCGUUAUGCACUCACGGGGCAUGGCGAGGACAUCCGCGUGCCCCCGACCAGGCUGCGGCCAAGAAGAGUCGGUGAGGCACAUGCUCUGGGAGUGCAGAGCCGCCAGGGACCUGUGGAAGGAAGCAGGCCCCCUGAUCACCUCGUGUCUGCCAGCAGACCUAACACCUCAGCUCGUGCUGUAUGGGGUGGGCCGAAGGCCCUUUCCAUCGAAGACCUUCACCAAGCUCUGGCCCACCCUCACGUGCCUGAAGGAAGCACUGUGGUCCUCCCGUAACCUGCUGGUAGCGAAAAAUGUAGAGACCACCCCCCAGGCAGUGGCCAUGGUAGCCACGGAAGCCCUGGGGUGGUACGAAAGGAAGGGGGCCUCGACCCCAGGCGAAGGGUCCUCCACAACACCCUAGGUCCCGGCGGCCACGGCCUGACAGCGCCGCGCUUAGGGCGAUGCGCCUAGGGGAGGGAUCUCCUCUGGGCCCCGAAGGACGGGACGAUGAUCUAUUCAGAAGAGCAGGAGGAGGUGAGCUUGAUAACGACUCACCCCGCUCCUGUACAAGGGACUGAAGACAGCCUUUUAACAAAGUGGCUUUUUAACAUGUUUUUCAUGUCUUAAAAAUGUUUUACCUUUGUUAGAUCAUUAGUACACAUUUUAAAUGGCUUUUACAGAUGUGAUGUUUUUACAAGGAAAGUACUUUUAUUAAUGGUUGUUUUCAUUGAUUUUAACAACAUGUACUUUUUAACAAAUUUAAAUGUAACUUUCAAAUGCUGUGUUUUAUGCUUUGUUGCCGUUUUUAUGUGUAUAAAUGAUGUAGAAAAUGUAUGAGCUGUUUUUAAAGGAAUUGUGCCAAUAAAACUUUUCCAAAAGAAAAAAAAAUCUGUUCUUAUCAGUUU
Messenger RNA from Oncorhynchus tshawytscha (Chinook salmon), 1507 nucleotides. RefSeq lists its product as uncharacterized. Bases 175 to 1023 code for a protein of 282 amino acids. Lineage: Eukaryota; Metazoa; Chordata; Actinopteri; Salmoniformes; Salmonidae. Gene Ontology annotation, molecular function: catalytic activity. The transcript has 2 exons. The record is from RefSeq and is a predicted model, not a curated record.